AAAAACAUUACCGCAGAGACUGGAAAGAGUUAGAGUGUUGAUCAUUUUUUCAUCCAUCUCCAUCUCCAUUCUUUGCUUUAUUAUCCAGAGCUCCCUUCUUUCCUCCAUCUCCGUCCUUUGCUUUCUCAUCUAGAGCUGCCCUUCUUUGGAUUUCAUCGAACAAGAAUACCGCAAUCAUGGCUGGAGCAAAGUAAGCUUAAGCUUCACAAUACCAACAAUUUAUGUUUCAUCUAACAAUGUUCCAGGAAAGUACUUAUGCUCGGGGCAGGAUUCGUUACUCGUCCUACACUCGACGUUUUGAGCGACGCUGGAAUUGAAGUUUCCGUUGGUAUAGCAUUAUUUCCAUCGCAUUCAUAUCAUCGAGCUAAUAGACCCCAGCUUGCAGAACCCUCGAAAGUGCCAAAAAGCUCUCGGAAGGCGUAAAGAACGCCCAUCCAAUCUCCGUCGAUGUCACAGACGAAAAGGCUCUCGAUGCUGCAGUUGCAAACCACGACCUGGUCAUUAGUUUGAUCCCAUAUACCUUCCACGCUACCGUCAUCAAAUCUGCUAUCCGCAACAAGAAGAAUGUAGUCACCACCAGCUAUGUGUCCCCCGCAAUGCUCGAAUUGGAGGAGGAGUGCAAGGCAGCUGGUAUCACAGUCAUGAACGAGAUCGGACUUGACCCUGGAAUUGACCACUUGUACGCCGUCAAGACAAUUGAAGAGGUACACAAGGCCGGAGGAAAGAUCAAGUCAUUUUUGUCAUACUGUGGUGGUCUGCCAGCACCCGAGGCUUCUGACAACCCACUUGGUUACAAGUUCUCCUGGUCCUCACGUGGUGUUUUAUUGGCAUUGAGAAAUGCUGCCAAAUACUACAAAGAUGGAAAGGUGGAGGAGAUUGAGGGCAAAGAGUUGAUGGCUCACGCAAAGCCCUACUUCAUCUACCCUGGAUUCGCAUUCGUUGCCUACCCAAACAGAGAUUCUACCCCAUACAAAGAGCGAUACAACAUUCCAGAGGCGGACACCAUCGUCAGAGGUACCCUUAGAUACCAAGGUUUCCCUGAAUUUAUCAAGGUUCUCGUUGACAUGGGAUUCUUGAGUGACGAGGCCCAAGAGUAUCUCAAGGAGCCAAUUCCAUGGAAGGAGGCUACUCAGAAGAUCUUGGGAGCUACUUCAAACUCAGAUCUCGACCUCACAUGGGCAAUUGAGUCUAAGACUGCCUUCAAGGAUACCGAGGAGAAGGAGCGUAUUGUUGCUGGACUUCGUUGGAUUGGUGUUUUCUCUAAUGAGAAGAUCAUCCCCCGUGGUAACCCACUUGACUCGCUUUGCGCCACUCUCGAGAAGAAGAUGCAAUUCGAGGAGGGCGAGCGCGAUCUCGUCAUGCUUCAACACAAGUUUGUCAUCGAAAACAAGGAUGGUAGCAAGGAGACCAGAACUUCGACCUUGGUUGAGUACGGUGACCCAAAGGGAUACUCUGCUAUGGCCAAGUUGGUCGGUAUUCCAUGUGGUGUGGCUGUUAAGCAAGUCCUUGACGGUACCAUUUCUGAGAAGGGUAUUCUUGCUCCUAUGUCCUCCAAGCUCAAUGAUCCAUUGAUGGCUGAGUUGAGAAAAUAUGGCAUCUUCUUGGUUGAGAAGACUAUCUCAUAGAUAGACUAUUUGGU
Molecule: messenger RNA, 1639 nt
Organism: Hymenoscyphus albidus
Lineage: Eukaryota; Fungi; Ascomycota; Leotiomycetes; Helotiales; Helotiaceae
Source: the annotation of a GenBank genome assembly